Molecule: messenger RNA, 1311 nt
Organism: Penicillium pulvis
Lineage: Eukaryota; Fungi; Ascomycota; Eurotiomycetes; Eurotiales; Aspergillaceae
Gene: hem13
Product: coproporphyrinogen oxidase
Exons: 2
Coding region: 1-1311 (436 amino acids)
Cellular component (GO): mitochondrial intermembrane space; cytoplasm
Molecular function (GO): coproporphyrinogen oxidase activity
Source: RefSeq, a predicted model, not a curated record
AUGACUUCGCGAUCAUUCACGCCUCUGCGGAGGACAUUUACCCAAUUCUCGGCUCGAAACGCUCGUUCUGCGGGUCACAAUGCUGGAAUGACAUUCCGAGGCUAUGCCACAGGGCAGAAGCCUAAGCCGCAAUUUACCGUUUGGCGUCCUUACCUGCGCCUCGCCAUUGGCGUGCCCUUUAUCGGUGCGAUCAUAUACUCCAUGGCUACCGGAGAAAUCACCGAGCUUGAUUCUCCGUCCAUUGUCGAGUUGGACGAAGCCUUGAAGCAUUCAUCUCCCAUCACCGAGUCUUCGCCCAUGCGCCUUCGGAUGGAGAAGCUCAUCAAGGACCACCAGCAGAAAAUCGUUCAGGAAUUGAGCAAGAUAGAUGGCAUGGAAUUCAAGCAAGAUGCCUGGACACGUCCCAAUGGUGGUGGUGGUGUCUCAUGCGUGUUGCAAGAUGGCAAUGUCUUCGAGAAGGCGGGUGUGAACGUCUCGAUCGUCUAUGGCGAGUUGCCCCGACCUGCUAUUGAGAAGAUGCGUGCCGACCACAAGUCCUUCGUUGGUGCCGGUGUGGACUCGCUCAGCUUCUUUGCUGCCGGUCUGUCUCUUGUCUUGCACCCGCAUAACCCCAUGGCUCCUACGGUGCAUCUGAACUACCGGUACUUCGAGACUUCAGACCCGAAGAAUCCUAUUAGUGGUGACAAGAACUGGUGGUUCGGCGGUGGUACCGAUCUUACCCCUACCUACCUCUUCCCUGAGGAUGCCCAGCACUUCCACAAAACCAUCAAGGAGGCCUGUGAUCGCCAUGAUGCGACUUACUACCCCAAGUUCAAGGCUUGGUGCGAUAAAUACUUCUACCUGCCCCACCGCGGCGAGUGCCGCGGUGUCGGCGGAAUCUUCUUCGAUGACCUUGACUCCAACUUCCUUCAAUCCUCUUCCAGCUCGUCUUCCAACCCACAGGAGACCCUGUUCUCCUUCGUCUCGGACGGCCUGGCCUCUUUCUUGCCAUCCUACGUGCCCAUCAUUGAACGCCGGAAGGACAUGCCUUAUACUCCAUCCCAGAAGGAAUGGCAACAGUUGCGCCGCGGCCGCUAUGUCGAAUUCAACCUGGUAUAUGACCGUGGUACCAGCUUCGGUCUACGGACCCCCAACGCCCGUGUUGAGAGUAUUCUCAUGAGUCUCCCACGUACCGCUAGCUGGGCCUAUAUGGAUCCAGUCUCGGGCACAAGGACUGAAAAUAUGCUUGUUGAUGAAGAAGAGUUGGGCGAGGAUAAGACCAGCGAAAAAGAGAUCAUGGAUGUCCUGAAACACCCCCGGCAGUGGGCAUAA